Molecule: messenger RNA, 5424 nt
Organism: Athalia rosae (coleseed sawfly)
Lineage: Eukaryota; Metazoa; Arthropoda; Insecta; Hymenoptera; Athaliidae
Gene: Ack-like
Product: activated Cdc42 kinase-like
Exons: 7
Coding region: 751-5229 (1492 amino acids)
Biological process (GO): protein phosphorylation
Molecular function (GO): ATP binding; protein binding; protein tyrosine kinase activity
Source: RefSeq, a predicted model, not a curated record
GUCGGUUCGUCCGUUGAUCGCAUCCUUUCAACAAUCCUUCGUGGGGUGCCGCGGAUUGAAUUGACCCUCCGUCCACGGUCCUUUUUAACCCAUUUUUGCACGAAGUCUAUGUUCGUGUCGGAGUGCAACAAAUUUUUGAUAAAUCUCAUCAGUAGUGGAGCUCUAUAAAAGGAUUGAAAAGCUGUUGUUAUGAUACGAUGACCGGUACGACAUAAUAAUUUGGUGGGGUUCAAGGAUGCGGGUGCACAAUGGAACAUAGGCGCGCAUGUGACCCGCAAUGAGUAGCUUAUAUGCCUACUUACGGCAUGCGGAUGAUACGAGUCGUGAGUGAUAACAGAGUAUACAAAACGGCAUUUCUAAUGAAGACGGCAUUGUGAAAGAACGACUGUGGAGCGCCAAUAUCUCGGGCCUCGGGAUUAAGUCCGUACGAGUAAUCCCGGGUGUAGGUAUCGGAACAGGGGAUCGUCUGAAAUUCGGUACAAAUUUCUACAUAAACAAGAGAGCAAGUCAGCUUCAGAGUAUCAGCAGUGCGAUGCUAUGCCGGUUCGGUGACCUCACUACUGGCGGCCGAUUUAUUAGAUCGAAAUGAACGUACGAUCAUUCGAGUCUCAGACUCUUGUCGACGCUUCAAGCAAACCAAGUAUCACCUCUUUAUUUCCUACGGUGAAGAGAAUCAUCGGGGAACGGGCACUUGGUGCGAGUGUCUGAUGUCGAUGGGAUUCUUCGCGCUUCCUCUGAUCCGAAAUAAUUAUGGAUUCUCAGGCUGGAAUGGCUCGUCACACUGGACCUGGACUUUACGAAUUUCUAAUGGAGGCUGAACUACAGCAGUAUUAUCCAGGCAUCAAAGGAGAUCUAAAGGUGCAGACAACUGCUCAACUCAAGUAUGUCACUGAAGAGGACUUAAAUGCAAUCGGUAUGAGCAAGCCAGAGAUGCGCAGACUCAAGAAAUAUUUUCAGAAACAUUUCCCUCAAAAUUAUCUCUCAAAGUUCAAGAAAAUGCUACUGCCAAAACGCGAGGAGCAGACAUCUAAUGCUUUGGGUGUUCUGCCUGAAGAAAGACAAGAUAGACCACCGAUUCGGGUUCCAAACAAGCACAUGAUACCGGCAGAUGCAAUAAUUGUAAACAAAGAACUGGGCACAGGUGAAUUUGGAGUCGUUCAGCAAGGUGUGUGGACAAAUGAUGGAGAAAGGAUCCAAGUAGCUAUAAAAUGCCUAUCAAGAGAAAGAAUGCAGAACAAUCCAAUCGAAUUUCUGAAAGAAGCUGCCAUUAUGCACGCGAUAGAUCACGAACACAUUGUCAGACUGUACGGCGUCGUUUUAGACACCAACUCGCUCAUGCUUGUCACGGAAUUGGCGCCUCUUCGUUCUCUGUUAGAAUGUUUGAAGGAGCCGAGCCUGCGAGCCAGUUUUCCUGUAUUAUCACUAUGCGACUUUGCAGUUCAAAUAUCAGAUGGUAUGCAGUAUCUGGAAGCAAAGCGACUUAUCCAUAGGGACUUAGCAGCCAGAAAUAUUUUAGUUUUCUCUAAAAACAAAGUGAAAAUAUCAGACUUUGGACUCUCGAGGGCCCUCGGUGUCGGCAAAGACUAUUAUCAGACCAAUUUCAACGUUAAUCUGAAACUACCAAUUGCUUGGUGUGCUCCUGAGUGCAUUUCUUACUUGAAGUUCACAUCCGCAAGUGACGUGUGGGCCUAUGGUGUAACUCUAUGGGAAAUGUUUAGUUACGGCUUUCAGCCAUGGGCAGCACUUACCGGUCAACAAAUUUUAGAAGCCAUAGAUGAACCAAAUUUCCAAAGACUCGAACAACCCGACUGCUGUCCAAAGGAUUAUUUCUCUUUAAUGGAAAAAUGUUGGCAACACGAACCCAGUAAGCGACCAAAGUUUUCCGAGCUCACCCAUAUCCUACCGGAUUAUAAACCAGAACAAGUUCAAGCUGUCCAAGAUGGUACUGAGCCAGGCCAGCUCAUGUAUCGUCAAGGGGACAUUCUCACGGUAUUAGACAAAGGCGCUAUAUCAGGGAAUGCUCACUGGAAGGGAGUUCUAGCUAAUGGGAAGACCGGAUUUUUUAAUCCAGCACAUACAAUAGCUUAUCUAGGGUCCAACUUACCAAGCAACAAGCCUGGAGAGUUUACACGUGGAGAUGGCAAAAAUGCAUUUUCUUCUCAAAGGAGAAAAAUACGAACGGACAUGAUAUCGUCUCCUCAGGGUGACCUGAAGCACACUGGUCACGUCGGGCUGGAUGGCGCCUAUUUUGGAGACGUCAGCUUUCUUGGAGGUAAAUAUCCACACCUCCCAAGACAAGUUGUAAAUCCAUACAAGCCCCAGGAAGAUGUUACAGACAACUAUGGUCAGGCUACCAGCGAAGAUGGAGGUGGCUCGGAAUCUACCAGAGAUUCAACUAGAGACAGUCGAGAUAUUCAACACUUCCAUUCCGACGUCAUCCAUAAUGUGCCAUGGUCAGACACAGCUUCUGAUAUUUCUCAUUUAGGGACAACGAGUAGUACCACGAAGCAGCCUUCUUUAACCACUGGGAUGUCAGAUGUAUUAGGCACACCGGGAUUGGACCAUGAGUAUCAUGAAAUUAGCGACGAGGAGAGCCACGAUAGUCCCUUGAGAUUUGAUAAGCCACUGAACUUUGAUUUUGGGCCAAGUUUACUAGAUGAAAUGGAUCAAAUGUUCAGAUCACUAGGAUCUUCUCCGCCUCCGCCCCCUCCUCCGACUCAUCCAGUGCCAAGCGAACACGAUUCAAGUAAUGCAAGAAAUGAACUCAGAGAAAUACAGUCAAGACAAAGUGGCAAAAAGAAACAGGCCACCGUGAGUCCAAUAAAUGUGAAACCGAUAUCUGCGGCUGACCAAAAGACCUUAUAUUCCGCAAUAGCAAUGGCACAAGAAUUGACGGCUCGCUCAAUGACUGAUCUUGAGCACCCACCAGAAUCACCCCGAACACCAGCCAGUCCCACGCGACGCAGAAAGUUUUCAUUCAAACUGCCACACCAGCAUAGCCCAAAACCCGAUCGAAGACACUUUGCUGAGGAGGCAGCUAGCAUUCCGGAUAUACAGUGGCUAUGCUCGAGUCUGCAGUCCUUAUCCUCUACAGUAUCUAGCAUAGAAUCUCUAGGUGCACCAUCCACCUUGAAACUACCCUUGUGGGACAAGGCAUCUGCUGAAUUUUGUUUUGCUAAAUCCCGAGAACUUCUAACGAAACCAAGUGCCUGGACUUCCUACAUUGAUAUGGAUUUCGACGGACGUAGUCGGGAUAAUAAUUCUACUGCGAAAGAAACCCUUAUCGGGUCCAACGAGUUUCUGGAAAAUGGUAAUGGAAACAGCGCACGUUCGAACUCGGAAUAUAGUGUAGAGGUGGAUAGUAAGGUGAAGAUCAUGCAGAAUGGACAGACUGCUGUUUAUAAUGUAGAAAAUGCUAAUUUUCAUUUUGCAAGACAGCCAAAAAGAGUUUCAGCUAGCUAUGUUGAUCGUUACUUCGAUUUGCCCAAAUAUUUUGAAGACGGAAGUUCUAGAUCGGGAUCAUUUGAAGAAGGCCAUGAUAAAAGACUUUGCUUCCAGGAUGUUAAGUCAAAUAAAUAUGACAGUAUGUUCGAUGAAAAGGAAUGCAAUAAGUUUUACGACAACUUUAAAAAAAAUGUUGCCGCUAAUGACAAGUUCGGGCUUGUGACACGUGACAAGAUAACCAACUGCGAUCCUAUUUAUGGGGAUAGAAUGAUUGACCCUGAAACACGACCCGACGAACUAAAGAACCUUGAUGUACACAGAGAAAAGGCGGGGAUGUUUGAGUUGUCGAGAGAAAAAUUAACGAACUACGACGCAGCUAAAGAAAAAUUGAACAACUUUGAACUUGGCACGAGACCAAAAAUGUCGACACUAAGAAGUUCAGAACGAACUAAAAAAUCAGACGUCCAACAGCCCGCCAAAACAGGACUCGUUACUUUUACCGGCAACAAUUCAAAUCGAGGAUCUAAAGCCAUUUAUGGUUCCAACGAUAGCAUUGGAAACAAUCUUAAUCUAAUCGUAGAUAGCUCCAGAAGCACUGACUCGAGGGAUGUCGUUGAUCCUAAUAUGCGAAAUGUUGAAAGAAACCUAAAUGGUAGAGAUGCUCAUUUGCCAUUCGUCAUAUCCAGUAACCCUGUUUUUAUAGCUGAACCUGAGAAGAAAGAUUCGCCCUUGUAUGACAGUUCUGAGAGUUUGCGCAUGAAUUUUCAACGUCUUCGACGCAAAUCUGAUGCGGAAACAAACAACCAGACAGAAUUGAGUAGUAGACUUCUAGCUGCAAAGUAUCAAAGGGAAGUUUCGGGUUUAGAGACGGUGAAAAACUAUUUGGACUCUAAGAAAGGACAGGGCUUUAAUUUGGGUUUGGGAAAGCUAACGCAGAACAUGAUUCAAUUAGGUAAAAAUAUUGCGCACAAUUCGAGGAACUUUGAGAGCUCGGCGCGCAAAAAAGUUGAGGAUUUUCAGCAAAAAAACUCCCGAGAUUUCAGUGAAUCACCAGGCUUGAACAUCCCCCUCGACAGAUCUCACUUGGAUCUUAAUAUUCCAGUUCAGAAUCUCAAUCCUUGUGUGAAUGCAAAACCAGGCCCCAGGAGUAAUCUCAACAAAAGAUUACAUCAAGCAAAUUCCUCGGCCAUUCCAAACAACUUCCAACAUAUUCUAGAGCCCCCAAAAUUGUACCAAAAUGCGGAAUCCUCAAUUGAGCCUGAAGACCCCGCAGUCUUGAUCGGGAGAACAACCAGCCUUUAUCGGCACCGAACAUCAUCCCUGUCUGAAAAUCGAAAGGCUGCACCUGGAAGAAAUCAGCGGAGGUCGCUACAUCCCAGAAAUGAUUCUAGUGAGGAUUCUGACUCUGUAUCGCGAUCAGAAACUGAUAUUCGAAGUCGUUUCCGGUACAAACGUCGGCACAAAAAAAUACCCUCUGCUGCCCCAGCGCAUGGUUCGAGACUGAAUUUUAGUGCGAAGAAAGGAGGCCAGUUUUUACAUCCCGAUUCAGCCAGGGGUUUCUCUACAGUUGACCAGUGCGGAAAAUCCCCUCCACCAUCGACGAGCUUCCUCAAUUCCUUAUCACCCCCAUUUUCGUCAAGGAACAAUCUACUUUCUUGGCCCGAAAGCGCUCCGAGCUCCAGUCUCACAUUUACUAGCAAUUCGGAUCUGGAAUCAGACACCAGCUCGGAGUAUCCCGAAUUCACAAACGACCUUCCCACAUUCCCUCCAUCCCCUGCUCCCUGAGAAUUAUUCGCCCAUCGGGCUGCAGACGUCAAUCGAGCGACGAGGACGUCAGUGACGGGUAAAUCGCGAUAAUAAUUUGGUUUAACAAGAGGGUUGAUGAUUUUGCACAUGGGCUUACUCUUACUUAACGUAUAACGCGAGACUAACCGCUGGGAGUAUUUGAUGAAGCCUUUAUCUAAUCGUAAAUCUAACAAA